This is a messenger RNA of Paramuricea clavata, 2827 nucleotides long. The record is from the annotation of a GenBank genome assembly. Lineage: Eukaryota; Metazoa; Cnidaria; Anthozoa; Malacalcyonacea; Plexauridae.
AUGGCAGAAUGGGUGGGGCCUUUAAAAAGAGUAGAUGUUUUGGAAGACGACGUGUGUGCACCACCAACUAUUGAUGUUGUGAGAAGGGCUUGUAUUGCUCAUUUCAACAUGAAGGGGUUUGAUUGUGAUAUACUAGAAACUGAGGGAGGACCAUCUAUCGAAAAUCUAAACGAAGCAAAGAAUUUUAAUGGCACAUUUUUUGUGACUGUAUAUUGUUUGUGGAUGAAUUGUACAAAAAAUGUGCCAAUAAAAUUCUUCACUUCGUUUAGAUUUUCGAUAGAUGGUCCUCGCUCAGUUUCUGGUAUAUCACAAUAUAGAACAAACCCCUUCAUGUUGAAACCAGCAAUACAAAUCCCUCUCACAACAUCAAUAGUUGGUGGUGCAAACAUGUCUUCUUCCACAACAUCUACUUUUUUAAAGGCCCCAUUCUGGCAUACUUUUGGAAACAUCCUUUAACUUGAGCUGAUAAUCGCUUAAUUGUUAAUUUUUCAGGUACGAGCCGGUCUUUAUCCUUUCCAGGUUUGUUUCGUUCUGUUUUUCUUGUCCUCUUUGUUGUCAUAAUCUUCUGGUACUUCUUGAACUUAACUGCCCACUCGCAGCUUGGUCAACUUCUGGCUAGUAUUUGUUAAGUAUCGCCAUGGAAUUUGAAUUUUCAAUGUGGGAGACCAUGAAAAUAUUUCGUUAUGAAAUACAAAUUAAGAUAUUUGUCUAGAAACUUAUCAAAAUGAAUAUACUGAAUUGAUCAUUUCAAUGCCUCGAUAGUCUAGUUGUUAUGACAAGUGAGAACUGUACAUGUUUGAGCAGGCGUUAACCAAAAUACAUGACACCAUCUCCGCUGAAACCUUUCUUACAAGCACAGGUGUAGAAACCGAGUGUAUUAUUACAGUACGCGUUCACAUUGCAAUUAUCAGCUCCGUUAGUACAUUCGUCAAUAUCUAAAUUUAAUAUACAAUAAUUCAAGGCAUGAAAUUUUAUGUUGAGACGAUUUCCUAACCCACAAAGAAAUCUUAGACUUGUUUCAGCGCGACACAUUGUUUUGAGCGAAACUUACACGGAGUUGAUAAGCCUGAAUCAACCUGCACUGUUACCACGUACGGCAACUCUUAUUUUAUAGAUAAGUAUUAAUUCCAUUAAUUUCCCUGUUAUAUGAAAGUGGAAAUCUUGACCUCAACGGACAAUAAUGUCAGGUUUCUUGGCAACAUGCAUAUAAUUGAGCACGCACUUCAUUUUCUAACGCUUGUAGGAUAUUUUGUAUAUAAGUUGCAUAUCUCCUGUUGUUUAUGAAUGAGGAAUUCAAAAUGAAAAUUCAUAUUUCUAUACCUGCGCAAUGUGUACCAUUUCCAGUGUAGCCUUCCUUGCAAGCACAGGUAUAGGAACCAGAUGUAUUGGUACAGGAUGCAUUCACAUGGCAAUUAUCACUUCCAAAUCUACAGUCGCCAAUAUCUAAAUGAAAUAUUAAUUCGAUAAUAUAUUAGUAGAAUAAAUCUAAAAAAUCGGUACGUUACCAGCUACAGUCAAUUUUUAAAAUACCUUUCUGAAAAUGGAAUAAGUUUGGCAAUCACAUGAUCGAUCACACAAUGAUCGAUCACACAAUGAUCGAUCAUAUAUACAUAUGUGCUUGUCCUAUGAUAGUAUUGAUCGCAAUGUAUAGUAAUAAAUGCUGUUAUUCAACAGGUGUUAUAGAUAUUCGAGCAUGACUACCGAUAAAGGGUAGAGGUAAAACGCGGAAACGGAACCGAACCAACCGGCGGAACCAGAAUGGCGGAACCGGAAAAGCGGAAACGGAAAAAAGGGUAAAAGGCGGAAAACAUACUUUGAAACCAAACUUUGAUUUUGUUAACAAAAUCAAAUUUAAUUUAAUUACAUAUACCAUAAUAAAACGAAGUAAAUGUACCUCAUUACUAGAAACCUCUUCCAGGACCUAAGAAGAACAAAGUAACUAAAAAAAUUAUUUCUCGUGAUAUGAGUGAUAGUGCCUGGCGUGAGUUUGGUCGAUGGAUAACCCAGAAAGACUGGAAUCCAGUCCUUAAUACUUCCUCCUGUGAAGAUAAGUUCCAACUAUUCAUCACAAAGUUAAAGCAAGGUGUCGAUUGCUAUCUUCCACAAAGGACAGUAAAAGUUCACCAAACAGAUCGCCCAAGGAUGACAAAUAAACUCAAUAUUUCAAUAUCUAGUUUAUAUAUACUUGUAUGUAUUAUUUAUAGUAGUCUACUAGUUUGAGACUCACAGUACUGUAUACUGACUACAGAGAGAUUUUUUACCAAAUUAUACACAAAUAAUCGUAAUUAAAUAUUCCUCAAUCAGUUAAUCCCUAACAACAUCAAUAUUCAUCCAAUUAUUCAUUUUCCUGUUGUUUACAAUUUUGUAUAUACUUUUCUUUGGUUAAUAGCGAGUGCACCCAGACAAGUUGUAUGAGUUUAAUGAGCUAACUACCACUCGAGCAUUGAAGAGAUCUGUUGAUGCCAAUGCAGACCAACCUCAUGGUUACAAUAAACAACCAAAGCAACUUAAGCAAGCCACUCUUUCCUGGUCGAAAGGUAGUGUGAAACGUCCUCUGCUUUCCAAGGAAAACCUUGGUAGACUUACAUUAAAUAUGGUUACCGAAUCCUUGCUUCCCAUGUCAUUUGUCGAACAACCAUCAUUCAAAGAAUUGAUAUAUGCUUGUCAACCUGGAGUUGAAUUAUCAACCAGAUAUUCCAUCACCAAGGGCUUAGAAAAGAGGCAAGAGACUUCAAUGGCUGCUGUCAAGGAUGCAUUGGCAAAGGUUGAGUGGAUGCCACCACAACUGAUUGUUGGUCUGCACACCGCCGAUCCUAUAUGGGUGUAA